AUGCUGAAUGACAAAUUUGACUUCUGGACUAUUACAAUCAGGAUCAUUUUUUUAUCACAAACUACAACUGGAAUUUUUGGAAAUUCCUCUCUUAUAUUCUAUUAUCUUGUCCUUUACUACAGAGAAUACAGAUUAAAGACCACAGAUUUAAUUCUCAUGCACCUAAUGAUAGCCAAUGCCUUGAUCAUUCUCUCUUCGGGAGUACCCCAAACAUUGUCUGUUUGGGGAUUGAAGGAGUUCCUAAAUAAUUUCGGAUGUCAGCUUGUAUUAUUCAUUCAAGGAUUUGGUAGAAGUGUGUCCUUUAGUACAACCUGCCUCUUGAGUGUCUUCCAAACUAUGACUAUCAGUUCCAGUAAAUCCUGUUGGAAGUACCAUAAGGUCAGAGCUUCCAGGUACAUGGGCUUCUCCAUUGCCUUCCUCUGGGUAUUGCAUACCUGGAUCAACUUCAGUUGCUUUGUAUACACAUUUAUCAAUAGAAAUAGCAAAAAUGUGACCAUAACACGAGAUUUGGGGUACUGUUUGCUUAUAAGGAGUGGUGACAUUAGUGACUCAAUUUAUGCAGCAUUGGUGGUGGGCCCUGAAGUCUUCUCUUCUGUGCUCAUUGCCUGGUCCAGUGGCUACAUGAUUUUCAUUCUGUAUGGACACAAGAGGAGGUUAAACCACAUUCAUAGCACAAGUGAUUCUAAGAGAAUCUCUCCUGAGUCCAAAGCUACCCAGAAUAUCCUGGUCUUUGUAUCCACCUUUCUGGCUUUCUACACUCUCUCUUCAAUCUUCAGAGGCUACAUUGCUCUUUUACAUAAUCACAAUUCGUGGCUGAUGAACAUCAAUCACUUCAUUUCUCUGUGUUUUCCCUCUUUUGCCCCAUUUCUUCUUAUGAGUCAUUACCCUGCUGUGUCCAGAUUCAGUUUGGUCUGA
Messenger RNA from Rattus rattus (black rat), 915 nucleotides. RefSeq names its product vomeronasal type-1 receptor 4-like. Bases 1 to 915 code for a protein of 304 amino acids. Gene Ontology annotation, cellular component: membrane. NCBI's taxonomy places the organism in Eukaryota, Metazoa, Chordata, Mammalia, Rodentia, Muridae. The record is from RefSeq and is a predicted model, not a curated record. The transcript has a single exon. Gene Ontology annotation, biological process: G protein-coupled receptor signaling pathway. Gene Ontology annotation, molecular function: pheromone receptor activity.